AUGAUCCCUAAUGAAAACCCAGAAAAAUUUCAACAUUCCGAUAAGAAAACCCUAAUCGUGAUAUCUUCUCCUCUAAAACGCAAUGGUGUUGUGGCGUAUACGUGCAAAUAUGGAGGAAAUCGAUGUUGGACGUCGUUACUGUUAUACCAUGGUGGAGAGUUCACCAAAUUUCCUGGAAGAAAGUACAUCAAAGGAAAACAAACGUAUAUAGACUUACUCGACAUGGAUACUUUCUCAGUGCAUGACAUUGAUGAAAUGAUGGAACAGUUAGGCUAUGUUGAUGAAGGUAUACCUUUGUACUAUCACUUUAAACGACCUUUUUCAGAUUUAGAUUUCGGGUUAUUUGCUUUGGGUAGUGAUCAGGAUGUGAGACAUCUGGGUACCUUCAUUUCCAAGCAUAAGUUGAUUGAAGUCUAUAUUGAGCAUGGAAAAACCCAAUUACAUACGUACACAAUGUCCCCAAAUCAAGCAAAAGUUCAAAUAAAGGAAAUUAUUGAACCUCCAUCAUGUUCUCGUAGGCUUUUCUUAGAUUGGUAUGAUACUGGGGAGACAAAUGUUGUUGGGGAUGCUUCUAAAGAGGCUAAUGUAAUGGACGUCACUGGAGAUGACAAUAUGGACAUAACUGAUAAUGGGGAUAAUAACAAGAAAGGAAAUCCAUGCGUUGAAGUUGAAAUUGGGGACAAAUUUGAGCACACGAAUGAAGUUGAAUUUAGGGAUGGUAACAAGGGUGGAGAAGAUCCAUGGUCUGAAUUUGAAAGUGGGGACAUGUUUGAGGACAUAAACGAAGAAGAAUUUGGAAGUGGGGACAACUUUGACGAUGAUAGUGGUUAUAAAUCUAGUGAGUCCGAUGAUAUAGACUUUUAUGUUGACAAUGACAACAUCUUAGAUGAUGUAGAAGUUGACAUGAAUGAUUUCAAUGAUAACAUUGAUAUGGAUGCAGAGUGGGUUGGAGGUAUGAAUGACAAUGUGGUACAAGAAGAGAAUGAAGUUGGAGAGCUUAAUGAAGUACUAAAUAACGAGGUACUUUUGUCAGGAUCAUCUUCGGAUGAAGGUCCAGUUGGUCAACGAAAGAAGACCAUCAAAGCUAUCCAACGAGCUCAUGAGAAUGAUGAAGCAAAUGUUGCUGAACCAUUUUAUAUCCUUCAAACCUUUAAUACAGCCCAAGAGUUUAAAGAAAGAGUUAAAGUCCAUGCUAUUGAGACAAGAAGGGAACUUGGUUUUGAAAAAAAUGACAAGAAUAGGGUAAGAGUUGUGUGUAGGGGGACAAUACCAAAACUGGGAAACUUAGACAAAAGUGGGGAAGGUCAACAAGAAGUCAACAAUGAAGAUGAAGAGAAGUGCCCGUGGAGCCUCUACGCUAGUAAAUGGAAACGUGAUAUAAACUGGAUGGUCAAGUCUUACAACAAAGAACAUCGUUGUCUCCAAACUCGGAAUGUUAAAGCGUGUACUUAUAAGUUUCUUGCCAAAAAGAUUACAACUCAGGUGGAAUCUAACCCAACUAUUCCAAUUCGUGCUUUACAAGAACAACUGCAACGUGAUUACCAAGUGGGACUUUCCAAGAUGAAAGUGUUUAGGGCUAGAACUGAAGCUCUCAAUCAGGUGCGAGGGGAUUAUGUUGGUCAGUAUGCUCUAUUGAGAGACUAUGUUCAAGAACUUCAAAAACAUAACCCAGACACGACUGUAAAGAUUGAUGUAGAGAGUGAACCAAAUCCAAAUUCAGAAACUAGAACUUUCAAGCGCAUAUACAUCUGUCUUGGUCCUUUAAAAAAGGGAUUUGCUGCUGGAAGAAGAGACUUUCUUGGUCUCGAUGGUGCUUUUAUGAAGGGUCCAUACCCAGGACAAAUACUUUCAGCUGUGGGAAUUGAUGGGGAUGAUUUGGGUUUAGGAACAAACUCAAAUUUUACGUUUAUGACAGACAGACAAAAGGGAGUGUUACCUGCUAUAGCAAAGUUGUUUCCAUGCGCUGAGCAUCGUUAUUGUCUUCGUCAUAUCCAUGAAAACAUGAAAGCUAAUUGGAGGGCAAAGCAAUUCAAAGACUUGCUAUGGGAUUGUGCAAAAGCAUCUACUAUUCAACAGUUUCAACGAUCAAUGGAGGAACUUAGAAAACUUAAUAAUGAUGCGUAUGAGUGGCUUAAAAACAUUCCUCCUCAACAUUGGUCUCGUUCACACUUUACAGGUAGAGCUCAUACAGAUGCUAUGCUUAACAAUAUGUGUGAAUCUCUAAAUAGCAAGAUUGUUGAAGGUCGUGAUGUACCAAUCAUUACAUGUUUGGAGUACAUUAGAGAGUACUUAGUGAAGAAAAUUGUAACUGUGCAAAAGGAAAUUGAUAAAGCUGUAGGUCCCUUGACUCCUACAGCUACCAUAUGGGUUGAAAAACUGAAGAAAGAGGCUUCACAAUUAAGGUCUGUUUUUUGUGGGAAUGGGAAAUAUCAAGUCAGUAAAAAUCUUUUGGAACAGUUUGUGGUAGAUAUGGGCCAACAAACAUGUUCAUGUAGAAGGUGGGAACUAAUAGGGAUACCAUGUGCACAUGCAAUAGCAUGUAUGUGGGAGAUGUUGAAGAACAAAGAAAUUGAUAAGAUACCUGAACAUUGGGUCCAUCGAACGUAUUGGUUAGAAACAUGGAAGAAUAUGUAUUCUUUUACAAUUCACCCAAUCAAUGGAAGGAACAUGUGGGAGAAGUCUACAUGCCCUACAACCUUACUCCCUCCAAAACACCAUGUGCCCAUUGGAAGACCAAAGAAAAAGAGAAGGAGAUCUGCCAUGGAGGUUGAGGAUUUGGUGAAAGGUAACCAAUUGUCAAGAGCACAAAAAUCAGUGACAUGUUCUAAGUGUAACAAAAGUGGGCAUAAUGCAAGGACUUGCAAGGGACAGAAGGCUGGUGGUUCUCAAAGUUCAAGGAAUGUUGGUGGAUCACAAACUUCAAAGAUUGUUGGUGGUGCUGGUAGUGAAAAAGUGAAGGUUGGAAGUGAAAAAGUGAAGGCUGGUGGAUCACAAACUUCAAGGAAUGUUAGUGGUGCUGGAAGUGCAAAAGUGAAGGAUGGAAGUGCAAAAGUGAGGGCAAGUGUUAGCAAAAAAGGGAAAGGUGUCCCAUAAAUGUGGCUUUUAGGUGCUUAUGUAUUGUUUUGGUUGAUGUUGACAAACAUUGUCUUCUUUUGAACUAAUUUAUGUGUUGUGAUGGUUAUGUUAAUUGCUUUUGAAAAACAAUGGUGUAAUUAUAGUAUCCA
Messenger RNA from Lactuca saligna, 3224 nucleotides. Lineage: Eukaryota; Viridiplantae; Streptophyta; Magnoliopsida; Asterales; Asteraceae. The record is from the annotation of a GenBank genome assembly.